UUACAUCCGGGUUUUUUCCCUAGGCAAUGGGAGUCGUAGCACCGCCGUUCCUUAGGCAAAGUGAAAUAAAUUCGCCGCACCGACACAAAAACUAGUCCGCUUUUCGAACACAUUUUCCCGUCGCGUCGCUUCGUCCAUCGGUUCCAUCGGAGCAACUUUAACGGCACCGGCCGCGGACGUCGGCCGCUCGGUGGCGGAUAAACGAGCCGGUGUCGGUCGGUUGAGGAGUUUUUGUCCCCCUUCCUCCAGCGCCGCAGCGCAGGGAUCUGUGCGGUGCUGCGGCCGGGCUGAAUGAGAUUGAAGAAGAGUUCUUCUUGUUUUGUAGCUUCAGUUUUUCUCUUUUUACUCUUUUUCUCUAAAAGUCCGAUUCUCUCCGGAGCAGCGGCGCGUGCGAGCGGGGAGCAGCGGCCGAGCUGUGCGGGGCCGGAGCGUCCACCGUGGAUCGGCUGCUGACACAUAUAUAUUUAAUUAAUCUGGAGGAGGACUGCUGCUGAGGCAGCACAGAGGGGUGGAGUCCAGUCCCACAGCCAGGUGCGGCACUUUAAUGCUUCAGUUGGAUGGUUUUCCUACUGGACACGGUGUUAAGGCUGAUCGAUCGGCUGGCAGACUGACUGGAUCCAUGAUGGAAUUACAGACAUUACAGGAGGCUCUGAAGGUGGAGAUCCAGAUCCAUCAGAAACUCGUUGCCCAGAUGAAGCAGGACCCUCAGAACGCUGAUCUGAAGAAGCAGCUCCACGAACUUCAAGCAAAGAUCACAGCACUGAGUGAGAAGCAGAAAAAGGUGGUGGAGCAGCUGAGGAAGGAGCUGCUGGUGAAACAGGAACCUGAGGCCAAGAUACAGCUGCAGGUCCAAACUCCUCCAGGAGGUGGCGACAUCAAGCCAAUCACCCUGCUGCAGAGCCAGCAGAUACCUGGAGGACUGCAGCAGACGCUGACAGUGACGCCGGUCCUCACCGCAAAGACGCUACCUCUGGUGCUGAAAGCUGCCACCACGCCCACCCUGCCUGGCACCGUCCUGCCACAGCGCCCUCCCACUCUCGCUAUGGUAACCACAGCUAUCUGCAAACCUGACUCGCAGAACACCCCCAUCAACCUGCAGGUGGCCAGCAAGCUGACCAAUCAGUGCUCAGAGCCUGUGCGACUGGUGAACGCCAAGAACGCCAUUGUGGUGCAGGCCACCACCACCACCACCACUGCCCAGCCAAUCAAAGUUCCUCAGUUUGUCCCUCCUCCUAGACUGACGCCUCGACCCACCUUUCAGCCACAGGUCAGGCCCAAACCGGCCACACCCACCAACAUCCCCAUUGCCCCUGCCCCUCCCCCGCCCAUGAUGGCGGCCCCCCAGUUGCUCCAGCGGCCCGUCAUGUUGGCCACCAAGCUGUCGUCCUCGCUGUCCUCGGCGGCUCCCAUCCACCAGGUCCGCAUAGUGAACGGGCAGCCCUGCAGUAAAACCGGCUCCACUCCGCUGACGGGCAUCAUCAUCACCACGCCCGUCUCCGCCACACCCACCCGCCUCAGCAGCCCCGCCCAGACACCCAGCCCCGCCCUGACUCCUGCUAAGCCGAUCCAGAUCAGCAGCCUGAUCACCGAAUCCAUGCAGACUGUUAAAUCAGGAGGUGGAGCAGAGAAGAGGGUCGUCAGCCUCCCCUCCUCUUCCUCCACUCCGCCGUCGUCUCCAGCUCCCAGACCCAAGAGAGAGGAGAACCCAGAGAAACUGGCCUUCAUGGUGUCACUGGGGCUCGUAACACACGACCACCUGGAAGAAAUUCAGAGCAAAAGACAGGAGCGAAAGAGAAGAACGACGGCCAACCCGGUGUACAGCGGAGCCGUGUUCGAACCUGAGAGGAAAAAGAGUGCAGUGAGUUACCUGAACAGUCCUCUGCACCAGGGGACCAGAAAGAGAGGUCGCCCACCCAAAUACAGCAGCGUCCCGGAGCUGGGCAGCCUCACUCCGACCUCCCCCUCCAGCCCCGUCCAUCCCCUCCCCCUGCCCAGCCCCAGCUCUGGGGAUGGAGACAUCCAUGAGGAUUUCUGCACUGUGUGCAGACGCAGUGGCCAGUUGCUCAUGUGCGACACGUGUUCUCGUGUUUAUCACCUGGACUGCCUGGAUCCACCCCUGAAAACCAUUCCUAAAGGCAUGUGGAUCUGUCCAAAAUGCCAAGAUCAGAUCCUGAAAAAAGAAGAAGCCAUUCCCUGGCCUGGAACUCUGGCUAUCGUUCAUUCCUACAUCGCUUACAAAGAAGCUAAAGAAGAGGAGAAACUGAAACUGAUGAAGUGGAGUUCUGAACUGAAAGUGGAGCGGGAGCAGCUGGAACAGAGAGUCAAACAGCUCAGCAACUCCAUAACGAAAUGCAUGGAGACCAAAAACACCAUCCUGUCUCGUCAAAAGGAGAUGCAGGUUUCCCUGGACAAAGUCAAACACCUAAUUCGCCUCAUCCAAGCAUUCAACUUCAACAAAGCUUUGGCAGAGACAGAGGGUAAAGCCACCAGUGCCAUAGUCCAGGACAGUUCUGAACGUGCACUUGGCUCUGAAGCUGCUCCAGAAGCCAACUCUGUAGAGAAAGUUAAGGCUGUAAGCUCCUCGACAAACAGCAACACCAACGGAAAUGACAAACAAGAGCAGAACGGAGCCACUGGCAGCAACCAGACAGCAGCAGUGGGAGGAGUCCCUGACAACCAGCCCAUCCCGGAAGACAGCACAGUCCUAGCAGCGGAUACCAGCCUCGGUGUAGGAUCAGGGGGUAAGAUAGGGCCUGGUGUAGGACCAGGGGGAGAAGGAGGAGGUAACACAGGGACUGGUCCACAUUCGGAGGUCAUGGCCAAGUCUGAGACGGCUCCGGUGGUUGACAAUCCUGUCACCUCGACGGUUUUAGCGGUUGCCACCACCAACGGUACAGCUGAGUCAGCCUGCCCUGACCACAACCCUGCAGGAGACUGCACCACCAACGCCACCGCCAACUCUGAGAACAAGAUGUCUGCCGUGAACCCUCCAGAAACAGCGGUGGAGAAGAAACAGGAGGAGAUCGCUGACAGUGACGGCAGCAACACCAACAACAGCAAAACCUCAGAACCCUCCCAGCAUUCUUUGCCAGCUCUUGUCAGCAGUUUGGACAAUAAAAAGUAAUUCUAUGUCUCUUGAGUUGCGGGAAUUCAAACAUAUAUAUUAAAAAAAGACUUUUGCUUGCACCAUAUGGUGCCCUGAAGUUGCCAAUCUGUAUAAAUGUUGUUUGUUUGCAUUGUAUUGUCAGACUGUGUCAAUGGUAGAUAUACAGCCCACGUCACAUGGCUCUAGGGAGGCGUAGGCUGUGGGCCACAGAGCUGCGGUACAUAAAGAUCUACGUACUAGUGUCAUCAUGCCAAUUAGUGAUAGACGCAAGUGGUGGGAAUGCUCAAAGGCAGAUUUAAUACAUCAUCGCACCAGUGCGUGCCUGUGAUAGUGGCCCCUGAGUUGUCUUGUGCGGUGGGGAGAUGAGUUCACAUGGGUACAAAGAACCAAGAACACAGAACCUAACAUCUGGGGUUACUGGUCUAAAAAGCAGUGUUGUGAUAGAGUUCAGAAAAGAGAACCUGUUCAUCCCCUCGUCCCAAUGAACUUCUGCAAUCCCACAAACCUAAACCCCUGAACCUCCAGCUCUAAAGCUUCUUUAUUAACCUCAACCGUAUCCCUUAAACCAUCAACAGGCAACAAAAAACAUUAUCGGCCAAUAGCAGUAAACUUCUCCUGAUGACUCCAACUUACCUUUCCCAGUCCUCGAGCAAUCAAGGUGACCAGUGAAAAACCUGUCGUGAUUAAAGAGAACGAUGCCAAAACCCAAACUUACUUUCCCUGAGCACCAGUUAUCCAGUGUCACCUUUUGAGCCCCUCCACCCUAAUCCAGUGAGUCGUAAGCACACUUCAACAGUCCAACAACAGGGUCCCUUCUGAAGACCUCGAUCCUGCUCAGUUGUUUAGUCUGAAUACUUUGUUGGAUUACCGGUUUAAGUUAAUUCUGUAAAUCCAGAUUUGAAGAAGUCUCUGGGAAGGCCGACACAGAACCCCAAUGUCUUCACUGGGAAAGUGUGGCCGAGGUUAGAGAUUUACCUAAUUUACAAAUCUGCUCAUGAUUGAAACCACAUUCAUUCCCCUGGACCUUCCUCUGGUGACAAAGACCCAAACUUACCUUCCCCAAUUUGCCAACAACCAAAUUUGACCUUCUGAAUCCUUAACAACCCAAUAACUGAAGCUCUGCCCCAGUUGACCAAUGACUUCUCCAUCUCCCCCCACCCCCCCAUCACCCCCCACCUGAGCUCAGGCAGAAAGACGCUGAGCGUCGAGUUCAGCAGGUACGAGGACGAACAGGCGCAGUAGCCGAACAGAUGUUUUCAGUGGUGUCGGUCAAGUGUAGUGAUUGAGUUUUCAUUCGUGAGUCAAGUGUGUCAACUGUGAGCACUAAAUGUGAAAUUGCAAUAUUGCAAUGUCAACACACACAAACUAUAUCUGGGCUGUGUUUCUUUUUUAUAGGAAAAGAUAUUCAGGUCUUCCUAGUCUUCAGAAAUAAGUGCUUUUUGUUCCUGAACCUGCUGGACUGGCAUCAUCAACACAAAAAGAAAUCCUCUUUUUGAAGUGAUGAUCUUUGCAUUGUACAUUUCUGUUGAAUCCUGAACUGCCAAAAUCAGCAGGGACAAGUCCACUUACUGUAUUGAACGAUCAAAUCAUUGGCAUUGUAAGAUAUAACUGCUUCAGAAAUUGGAAGUCCCCAGAUCGAGACAGGAGAGCUUAUCAGACAAUAACAUUGAGGAACUUUUUUCCUUGGAGGGAUUUGUUGUAUGAACCUGCUCCUCCAGAUGGAAGAUACCACAAAUCCUGAGAUUAAAGCACAAGCUUGCUGCAUUACAAAGAAGUGCUGAAGAGCUUUUUGUAUGUUGAUAUCGAGUUAAACAGAGUAUGCAUCUCUUUGUUGUGAUGUGACUUAUCCCCACAUUGCCAAUAUUUUUCUAGGAGGAAAUACAAACCUCUGUCUGACAUUAAGGCUCAAGUGUAGUUGAUAUUUCCAGGGGGAGUGUCCGGGCUUCAGUGUAGGAACCCCCACACACACACACACAGUUUCUUUCUGGAGCAUGUCGGGGCUGACACGUGAUGCUGUUAUUUGUUGGCGUUGUCUGUUUCUUUGGUGAACUUCUCAUUACGUCUGGCUUCUUGUUGAGUUCGGGGCAUUAACAAACUGGUCUGUUCGUUAAUGGAGCCUCUGGUUGUGCUGGAACAUGUUGCAAUUUGGGAUUCAGUUUUUUUUUACCUAAUUUUAAGUCGUCCAAAAACGCAUUAACUCCCGAGUUUUCAUGGUUCAACCAAGAUCAUCACAAAAUGUAAAAAAAUUUGAUUGAUUUCUUUGUCACGCUAGCAGCAUUAUCUCUAUUACUGCCAGUGUUGUUGUUUUUGCUGAUUCCAAGGUCAAAGUUUUCGUUUCGUGUCCAUCCUAUGAAAUAUCUUGAUGUUCAUGUUCCUCAGAGGAUAUUUACCCUGUUCAUCCUCUGGCUUUUCCUCCUCACAUGUUUGGUUUUCAUGGUCUUUUAUCAGCUGUUGACUGGAUAUUGAUGAAAUGUGGUGCUCCCCUCAGGAUGAACUCUGACUCUGGUGAUCCUCUUCACAUUAUAUUCAAAUCCCUGCAGAAUCGAUGACGUUCCCAUCAGCCUUUGCUCCACACUGUUUACUGCUAAAGAGCUAAUGUUAGUGUGCUAACAAUCUAAACUAAGAUAAUGAACAUGGUAAACAUUGUACCUGUGUGAUAGCAUUAUCGUAGUUAGCACAUUAGCAUGCUUAUGUUAGUACUCAUUUUCAGAGCUGCUAGCAUGACUGUAGCCUCUUGUUUGAACCUCCUGGCAGAUUUAAAUUCCUACUAAAUAACGAUGCUACUCGUAAAAUAAUGAUUUGAUUAUUAAUCAAAGUGUGUGUGUGUGUGUGUGUGUAAUUGAAGGAGUGAAUACGUUGUUGGGCGACUACAACAUCCACCGUUACAGGUGUGUCUCUUCAUAUCACACGGACUGUCCACAUAUCUGAAACCUGCCUUCAUCCACAAGGUCCCAGAAACAAUCUGUCACGUUUCCACAUGUCUGACACAUGGGACUUGUCCCUGAAGACUUCAGCCAUUGGAACAUGGAAGGAAAAGACUGGACAGAGAUGCAAGUCAAUUAGAAAAUGGCAACUAACACUGUCCCCAGUUCCCUUUGAAUAUCCACGUGUUGUUUGUUGUCGGGUGGAUGUCCACAUGUUUUCCUGUGUUCCCUGACGGAUGGAGCAGAGUAGUCGUCUCUUCACACUCAACAGGUUUAGUUUAAAAGCCCAAACCCGUCCCAGACUAACUGGACCUCUCCCUCUGUACAGUAGGUACCUCGAGUGCCUUUCUUCAAACAGCAGAUAAUAUUUGUCUCUUGACUUGCACUGUGACUUGUAGAACCUUACCAGCCCCCCCGCCCUCCCCCGGUCCGUCCCACCGCGCUCCCCCAAAACUCCGGAGCACGAACCCGGUCCCUUCGCCUCAGGCUGCCAGUAGUCAAUGCAAGUUGAAACUACAUUUCAUGUUAUGCUGUUUAGAUUGACCACAUAGUGUUUUGUUGUUGUUUAAUAUAGGAGUUGCCUUAAAUGUGUUUGAUUUCCUUUUUACGUGAUUCAACUUUUACAUUUGGGGGAAAAAACGGUGCAGACGCUGGCGAAGGUCAGAGGUUGUUUGGUGAAAAUCUGGUCGUCGCCAGUCAAUGAAACGCUCCAAAGAAGAAUCGUUGAUGUUGAGAUCUCACUUUGUUGGCAGCCAGUUGUUCUGUGAUGCACUUUUGGUUUGACCAGUAUUAUUAUGGGAGUGAGAAUGGGAUCCGGCAGCGACACAAAGUGCAGUCGUGAAUCUGGCUGCAGGUUCGUAGACGUCGCAUCUGUCUGGACUCUGGAGCUCGUGUUGUUUUUGUUUGGAGUCGUUCAUCGUUCCCUCUGUGCUGUGAUUCUUCUUCUGUUUCUGGAGGAGGGGUGAGUUUGCUGAAUCAGGUCAUGUGAUGAGCCGGAGCCUGUGUGGAACAAACCAACCUGCUCCCUGACGACGGGCGGACUUGGACCCAAUUAGCAACAUCUGUCCUCUCAGUCCAGUGGAACGCAUGCCUUCUUAUGCAAAUUUUUAUACAAGAUUUGUCAAACCUUUUUAAUAUGCAUUUCGUUUGGUUUUUUAAGUUUUAUGUGAAACUGAAGUCACCUUUUAAUUUCUUUGAACAUUCUGGUAUCCUGAUGCCGACAGUGCGGUAGCCAUCCACGUUAGCAUGGAAACGCUUCUUCCUGAAGGCGUGUUUUAUGGACGGAGCUGAAAAGGUUUUAGCUCCUUCGUUUAGAUUUUAGUUUUAACUUGGCUAAUGCACCAUGCUGAAUGUUGGGAUCCCAGUGGGGUGGAUCAAGUCUUAAUGUCUAAAUUGUGUCAUCGUCCUCUUCUAGAGAAAAGUCUUGGUUUUUAUUGAGUUGAGUUCUAAAAGGUGAAUUUAUCCAAAGAACACUGCGAGAGUACAUUUGUGUUUGGAAUCCUUUUAUGUAGUCGAUGCAUAUCAUUAGGAAAAACAUUUCUGCGUCAUUCACAGAGGUGUGAAAAGAGUCGCGUGUCUGAGAGCUGCUCACUUUGUGUCCGAGGAAAUCAUUUAUGCAUUGAAGACGUUCUUCUCCAGUUCCCUGUGUGGUGGAUUGUUCUAGAAGCAUCCUGUGAAGUGGUUCGCCCCGCAUCCGCUCCUUUCAGUUUUAAAACGAUCAAUUCAUGAUUGUGGCCUUCUAGUAUUUUGUCGAUACAUGACAUCGGUCCAUUGUUACCGCUCAGCAUCCAUCCUGUCCGGACCCAACUGUUCACCUGAAGCUUCUUACCUCAUCCACGGCUGAUUCCAUCGGGGGUGUGUUGAGUGCAAAAAAACAAAACAAAAAAGUCUUUUUUUAUCUUCCAUAUGGUGAGAUGCAUUGUAGCGAUAUGAAUAAAGAAAAGUUCACCUGGUGUGCUGAAUAAUGUGUAAAUUGGUAAUUACACAAUCUGAAUAUUUGUAUAAUUGUUUGUAUUUUUUCAUAAUGAUUUUGGAAAGGAAUGUGUUUAUUUUUUUGACUUCUGUUCCAGAUGUGUCUUCUGUUGGCCUGACAUUGUGACUGGUCUGGUGGGAUUCUUACCUCUGUAUUGAGCCUCUUCUGUGAUGAAUUCUUUGUAUGCAGUGUUUAGGAAAUACUGUAGGGAACAUGGGGAGGAGUUGAUAUUAGGAGCAUUUGAUCAAUUUGUAUUUAUUUAUUUUAUCAUUUUGUUAAUAAAUUGUGAAAAGCA
Messenger RNA from Hippoglossus stenolepis (Pacific halibut), 8297 nucleotides. It is a transcript of the gene phf21ab, whose product is annotated as PHD finger protein 21Ab. Bases 545 to 3124 code for a protein of 859 amino acids. Gene Ontology annotation, molecular function: chromatin binding. Gene Ontology annotation, biological process: negative regulation of transcription by RNA polymerase II. Gene Ontology annotation, cellular component: histone deacetylase complex. The transcript has 19 exons. NCBI's taxonomy places the organism in Eukaryota, Metazoa, Chordata, Actinopteri, Pleuronectiformes, Pleuronectidae. The record is from RefSeq and is a predicted model, not a curated record.